This is a messenger RNA of Neolamprologus brichardi, 2375 nucleotides long. NCBI's taxonomy places the organism in Eukaryota, Metazoa, Chordata, Actinopteri, Cichliformes, Cichlidae. The record is from RefSeq and is a predicted model, not a curated record.
CAAAACAAAGAUGGCGGACACCGGCUAACACGAGAGGGCCGCAACUUGGAAUUUUUAAAAAAUCUUUUUAAGUGUUUAGUGGACAAACAUUUUAUUUUAAUGACUACAACUAACACGUCCGCCCGCGGAGCUGAGCCAUGGACGGAGGGGAGCUGCGGGCUGGACGCAUGCAGAGCUUCUCUAAGCUGCCUGUGUGGAUCAUAGAGCAUGUCUGGACUCACAAGAUGAUGGAUAUACAACAAGUUUUGGACCUGUCCAGCUGGCCAGAUGUGGACUCCCAACCUCUGAGUCUGGACGACUCGUGGAGGCUGCGCGUCGUCUCUGCUCAGGUCUAUUCCAUCAUAAAGAGCAGGGACCUGGAGCACUUUGAGAGGGCGAUAGGGUUUCUGGAAACCACGUACCGACUUCUACCCAGACUGGUUCCUGCCAUCAAACACAUGAAGAUCAUGUUUGGCCUCAAGACCAUGGUCAUGAUGUGGAUGCUCAAAGAGGGCCGGGGAAUGGUUGACACCGUGUCAAAAAUCGGCCAGUUCUUCCCGAGCAAACUCCCCGAGUACCAAGACCAGUGUAGCCAACGUGAAAUGUUCCUCAUGAGGAAGAACCACCUGGACUUUAGGACUCUGGCACAAACACUUGCUAUGGACAAAGACAAACUUGAACAUUACAUUAAGAAUGACAUGGACGAGCAGUAUGGGGAACGGUAUGGCCAGAAAGUCGAGGACAGGCUGCUGCAUUAUCUCCAUGAGCUGGAUGCUGUGUUACAAGGAGAUACCUACAUUGAUAAGAUCCUGAAGAAACAGAGCCCUGUGACUGAAGAGGAGAAGCUCCUUUUAGAGGUGAUAAGCUCUGACUCCACCACCAUAGCUGCGACCCUGAAGAAGCUGCUGCACUGCGAUGCUGCUUCCUGUCGUCAGUCGUCGAUAUCUCGGUCGCCUCAACUCUUUAAGUCGGCUUUAAGCCAAACAAAUCCAGAUGUUCAUCCAGAGGAGGCUCCUCGCGACGUGUCCGAAGACGGCUUCAGUUUUUCGGACAGGAGCUCAGACGUUAGAGGACAUCAGCAACCAGAGGAGGAAGAUGAGGUAAACAAGAGAGCGGAGGAAGAGGGCAGCACAAGUGUUCAGGAGGCGGCCCCCACCCCUCAGUUCUGCUCCAAACACCAGCGAUGGGUGAAGAGCAUCCUGCGGGGCUGCUCGGAGGAGCUUCUCCUUCAGCCCAACGUUUCCUCAUCUCCUCUGCUCUUCCCGUCGUCGUCUUCUACUUCUUCAUCGCAGGACCUCACACCAUCUGACCUCCUCCCCUGUCCGUCCGAUCAGCCACCUUCGCAGACCCGCAGCCCUCCUCGGGCAGCAGUCCGAGCAUCCAGAACAGCAAAACCCAAAUACAGGCGCAGCUCCGGGUCACUCGGAUCCUCAGGCGACGCCUCACAAGCACAAAUCCUGCCUCAGGCCUCGUCUGCUCGGAGCUCUCCGCUGCCUGCUCUGCUGUCACCGGUGGUCCGACUGGUGAACAUCGGCUCCUUCGAGACGAGCUGUAAACACCAGCACGCAUCACCAAAGCAGCUUCUCCUGGCAGCUUCUUCCAGUUCGGAGAUGCUAAGUUCUCCACAUCACACCUCAGGAAACGUAAAAGACAACAACAGUUCACCUCCCUCUGCCUGGUGUCGCUCUCUUCGCCAUCGACAAAAGAACAGCAGACCUCGAUCAGGAGCCGCCCGACGCUCCUCCUCUGCCGCAGGCAGGGACAAAACCAGCCGAGGCCUCAGAGCUCAGCUGAGGCUAUCGCUGCCCAGUCAGGGUGUGCUGCUGCACUCCAAGCUGCUACAACCCUACGUGAGUCUUACCAGGCUGAGCUCUGAGCAGUGUCACCUAUCGACCCAAAGGAAAGCCUCAGCCGGGCAGGAAGAGCGCGUGGAGCAAGGCAGCGACAGCGAGGAAAGGAGGAAGCAAGAGGAGGAAGACUCUUCCUUCGAUGUGAACGCUCUUUACUCCACUGAUUCCUCAAGCAGCAGGGACAAAACCAGCCGAGGCCUCAGAGCUCAGCUGAGGCUAUCGCUGCCCAGUCAGGGUGUGCUGCUGCACUCCAAGCUGCUACAACCCUACGUGAGUCUUACCAGGCUGAGCUCUGAGCAGUGUCACCUAUCGACCCAAAGGAAAGCCUCAGCCGGGCAGGAAGAGCGCGUGGAGCAAGGCAGCGACAGCGAGGAAAGGAGGAAGCAAGAGGAGGAAGACUCUUCCUUCGAUGUGAACGCUCUUUACUCCACUGAUUCCUCAAGCAGUGACGGAGAGGAGUCACCUGACCGUGACCCUGAUUAUAGACCUCACAUCAAAAAGAAAAGACUUCUGUUAGAGUAUGAAAAUGCGAGAGUGUCACGGUGA